Molecule: messenger RNA, 1396 nt
Organism: Pteronotus mesoamericanus
Lineage: Eukaryota; Metazoa; Chordata; Mammalia; Chiroptera; Mormoopidae
Gene: MRPL51
Product: mitochondrial ribosomal protein L51
Exons: 3
Coding region: 105-491 (128 amino acids)
Biological process (GO): translation
Cellular component (GO): mitochondrial large ribosomal subunit
Molecular function (GO): structural constituent of ribosome
Source: RefSeq, a predicted model, not a curated record
AGCUAGUACCCGUAUGAGGCCGCCGGGGGCGGUUCGUGUCGUCUCCUUGAAGGUCACGUGUGGUCAGCACUCUGUGCUAGAGCAGUAGGGGAGAGACGAGAACAAUGGCAGGGAGCCUCGGCCUGGGUGCAGGAAGGCGCCUUUGGAGCUGGGUGCCCCAGGCCUGCAGAAGCUUCUCCCUGGGUGUUCCUGGAAUGUAUUUUGUAAGGGUAACCGUCCCGCCCCGCAAAGUGGUUGAUCGUUGGAACGAGAAGAGGGCCAUGUUCGGAGUGUAUGAUAAUAUCGGGAUCCUGGGGAAUUUUGAAAUGCACCCCAAAGAACUAAUCAGGGGACCCAGGUGGCUUCGAGGCUGGAAGGGGAAUGAAUUGCAGCGUUGUAUCCGAAAGAAGAAAAUGGUUGGAAAUCGGAUGUUCUUUGAUGACCUGCACAACCUUAACAAACGCAUCAGCUAUCUCUACAAACACUUUAACCGACAUGGACAGUACCGAUAGAGAAGAAAGCUGGGGACUGUGGAAGAGGCAUAUCUAUCAGAGGAGAAGGGAAACAGUACUCUUCAUUAUGAGGAAGGGGAUUUGUAUGCUCUUCAUAAUAAAAUGGGGCUUCUUCAAAAUCUGUUAUCCCCACACUUUAUUUUCCUCUAGAUGCUAUGUUUACUCAUUCAUGUAGACUUAUCCCUAAGUCUUAUAGUCUUAUAUUUGGACUUUAUCACUUGACCUUUGCAGUCUAGCCAUACUUAUGGCCUUUAAAAAAUAAAAAUUAUGCAGGCACUUUUUGACAUGUGGGUUUCAUGUACUGAAAGUGGUAAUUUUUAAUUGCCCCCAAAUGCUAAAUAUUAAAUAUAUUUUUGAAAACCCUUUCACACUGGAAUGAAAUGUAACAGAAAAAUGGAAUUAUAUUUCUGUACUAGUUUCAUCAAAAAUGUUGGGUACUUUUGCUGAGCUGAUAAUUGCAGGAGAAACAAAAAUGUGUAAUAUAUCCUUCACACACUCUGCAUAUGCUUUUCUAAUUAGGGAUAUAAAGUUAAUAGUCUCACACAUACACUUUAAUAUGAGGCAUUAAGUACCAUAUGAAUGCUUUGCCUGACUGAUCAUCAGAAUCUUAGUAAUUUAACAAUUUCAAAAGCCUGGUCCCUGUCCCCUAAGAUCUGGGAUUUGUGGAGCUGAGCUGAGUCUUGUGCAUCUGUGUGUAAUACAAAACAACAACAACAACAAAAAAACCCCAUAUAUACAAUGCAAAUUUAAAAAUUACAAAAGAGUAAUCAGAUGAAAAUUUUUUUCAUCUGACUUUUUUUUGUCCCUUCACAGAGGCAACCACUCUUCCAAGAUUCUUCUUACCCUUUUACAUAUACUGUGCAUGUACAAGUUUGUAUUAAAAACUGUAUAUCUCCAAAAAAAAA